Messenger RNA from Scophthalmus maximus (turbot), 981 nucleotides. It is a transcript of the gene dpm2, whose product is annotated as dolichyl-phosphate mannosyltransferase subunit 2, regulatory. Gene Ontology annotation, cellular component: dolichol-phosphate-mannose synthase complex; endoplasmic reticulum membrane. The record is from RefSeq and is a predicted model, not a curated record. Bases 128 to 379 code for a protein of 83 amino acids. Lineage: Eukaryota; Metazoa; Chordata; Actinopteri; Pleuronectiformes; Scophthalmidae. The transcript is spliced from 4 exons. Gene Ontology annotation, biological process: GPI anchor biosynthetic process. Gene Ontology annotation, molecular function: enzyme regulator activity.
GUCGACCAGCCGGCAGGGGGCGGCAGAGACCCGCGGGUGGAUCUGAGGAGCCGCAUUUACGAAGCACGAAGAAGAGGAAAGAGGAAGAACAGCAGGCGACGUCAUCAGACAACAGAGCGAGUCAGACAUGGCGACAGGAGUGGAUCAAGCUGCGGGCAUGAGCCUGGUCGUCUUCAGCCUGCUGCUGUUCUCCUACUACUCGGUGUGGGUCGUCGUCCUGCCGUUUGUUGACAGCGACCACGUCCUGCACCAGUACUUCCUUCCUCGGGAAUACUCGGUCAUUCUUCCGGGGAUCGCAGCAGUGAUCCUGCUCCUCUGUGUCGGCGCCUUCACUGCAUUCAUCAUGUGGAAAAGUCGCAAACCGAAGAAAGUGGACUGAUGUCAGACGUCUUCUGUAGAUUUAAAUCCUCUGUUGACAGAAAAAAACGACAGACAAAAAACACCCCAGCUCCCUGCUCAGCUACUGGCUCCUGAACGACGAUGUCGUCGGUGCUCUCAAGGUUAGAUUUGUUCAAAAGUAAGAGACGAAAUUUAUAUUUUUCUAUUGACGUGAUAAGUAAAGCCAGUAGACUGCGCCCCCUGCUGGUGAAAGUGAGCAGAACACACAAUAAACACACUUGAGUAAACUGGCUACAAACAACCCACAAUGCAUCAGUGGUCGCCAUUCUAAAAGAAUAACUCAGAUCAUAUGAUGUGGUUUACAGGAAAAUACAGGUUUUAUAUUUCGGCCAGAGUUGUGAUUGACAGUGACAUGGAUUUGAGUGAAGGAGGCGGAGCUUGUCAAUGUGUGAGUGGGAAAAAAUAUUAUGGAAUCCACUAUUAUUGAACGCAGCGUGGAAAUUAAAACUCUGUAAAUAUUGUGACAUAUUGUAUAUGAGUCAGAUUGUGUCGAGAGAUGAUUUCUUGUAAAUGAUUUGGAAUGAAAAUCUCUCACACACACACUGAACUUUCUCUGCGCAAUAAAUUGUUGAAGCUGAAAAA